Molecule: messenger RNA, 4405 nt
Organism: Corythoichthys intestinalis (scribbled pipefish)
Lineage: Eukaryota; Metazoa; Chordata; Actinopteri; Syngnathiformes; Syngnathidae
Gene: rasal2
Product: RAS protein activator like 2
Exons: 19
Coding region: 330-3770 (1146 amino acids)
Biological process (GO): regulation of GTPase activity
Source: RefSeq, a predicted model, not a curated record
GCGCGCGCGCCCCCGUGUUCACUUUCUGAGAGUCUUGACUAGUUCUGGCCAACUUUCUCCCUUGCUCCCUCCCGGCCGCUGGCAAGACUGGACGUUACGGAACGCCGCUUGGCUGGCUUUCGUCCUUCGCUCGUGGUAGGGUGGGCACUAGCGUCCCGUCGUCCCCUGAACUCCGACUACGAUCCCCAAGGAGCGGAAGCAUGAGGCGGAGUCGUUCGGACUUGGGGGAGUCCUCGGCGGCUAACGGCGAGCUAAGCUAAGCUAACGCUACUCCAUCUCGACCGCUUGUUUGACUGGCUUCUCGGGCCAAAAGUUUGAAAGUCGUCGACAUGGACGAAGCGGACUCGCUGGACGGCGGAGCGGCGGAACCGAGCUCGGAGCCCCUGUUGGCGGCGGCCGGCGCGUGUCAGCAGCAAGGAUGGAUGCGCGUUCACGAGGUCAAGGGUCCAGCGGCGCACCAUCUUUCUUGUGGCCAGAGUCCAUAUUUGGACGCGGGCAUGUGGGAGAAGAAGUUUUGCGUGUUGACUGACAGCCAGCUGCUGCUUUUCAGCAACCACCAACAGAAUCCGCCGGAGAACUCGCCAGACCGCGCCCGCAACCUCCGCAGGACCGUCAGCGUCCCCUCGGAGGGGCACUUCCAGGACUGUCCAUCAAACGGUGCACUCAUGUUAGAAUCGCCGUCCGAGCCAUCUCCCAGGAGGCGGAGCAUCCCGGGCCUGGCCAAUUCGGACAAAAGCGUCACCGUGGACGUGCCCUCCUCCUCGCCUUUCCGAGUGCCUGGCUUUUUCAGCAAGCGUCUAAAAGGUUCCUUUAAGAGGUCCAAAAGUCAAAGCAAACUGGAUCGAAACAGCAGCUUCAGACUUCCGCUAUUGAGAGCCGCUGAUGUCAACAGAUCUGGUGGACUCCCUCAGCUGAAGGAGUCCACGUCACGCGAAUCUUUGCCGAGUCCCAGCGGCGCUCCGGAGGUGGUGGAGCUCGAUGAGGAUGACGGCGUCACAGUUAGGCCUCUGCACGCCAGCGUUCUGGGUCGGGACUUCUGCUUUGAGGUGACCUCCUCGGGCGGCACCAGGUGCUUCAGCUGCUCGUCGGCAUCGGAGCGAGACAAGUGGAUGGAGAACCUGAGGAGGAGUGCGCAGCCUGACAAGGACAAUCGGCGCAGGACGGAACAUUUACUUAGACUGUGGAUCAUCGAGGCCAAAGACCUGCCCCCCAAGAAGAAGUACUUCUGCGAGCUGUGCCUGGACGACGUGCUGUAUGCACGUACCGGCGCCAAGACCCGGCGGGAACGGGAUGGCCCCUUCUGGGGCGAGUACUUGGCCUUGGCCGACUUCCCCGCUGCACGCAGCCUCACUGUGCACGUCUACCGAGACGCAGACAAGAAGAAAAAGGACAAGAACAACUACGUGGGCUUGGUCAACAUCCCCGUGGCCGUCGUGACGGGACGACACUUUGUGGAAAAGUGGUACCCGCUGAGCACGCCGGCCGGCGCCAAGGCAAAAGGUGGCGGGCCGUCCCUGCGCCUGAAGCUGCGUUUCCAGAGCGUAACCGUGCUGCCAAUGGAGCGCUACAAAGAGUUCGCCGAGUACGUCACCACCGCUUACGGGACGCUUUGCUCAGCCUUGGAACCCGUCAUCAGCGUCAAGAACAAGGAGGACAUGGCCGCCGCCCUGGUGCGCAUCCUGCACGCCACCGGGAGAGCCAAAGAUUUCUUGAGCGACACAGUGAUGUCGGAGGUGGAGCGCUGCGGUGAGCAUGACGUGCUGAUUUUCCGGGAGAACACGCUGGCCACCAAAUCCAUCGAGGAGUACCUCAAACUGGUUGGGCAGCAGUAUCUGCAAGAGGCGCUCGGCGAGUUCAUCAAAGCCUUGUACGAGUCUGACGAGAACUGCGAGGUGGAUCCCAACCGUUGCGCAGGUGCCGAGCUGGCCGAACAUCAAAGCAACUUGAAGAUGUGCUGCGAGUUGGCAUUCUGCAAGAUCAUCAACUCCUAUUGCAUGUUCCCCCGCGAGCUGAAGGAGGUGUUUUGGGCGUGGAAACAACGCUGCGAAGUGGGUGGUCAACCGGCGGGCAUUGGCCAGCGUUUGAUCGGAGCCUCGCUCUUCCUGAGAUUCCUGUGUCCCGCCAUCAUGUCGCCGUCACUCUUCCAGCUGACGCGGGAAUACCCCGACGAGCGCACGUCCAGGACGCUCACGCUCAUCGCCAAGGUCAUCCAGAACCUGGCCAAUUUCACCAAGUUUGGCGACAAGGAGGAGUACAUGGCCUUCAUGAACGACUUCCUGGAACGCGAGGGGUCAGGGAUGAGGCGCUUUCUGUCGGAAAUCUCUGACCCGGAAUGUCCGUCCGGCGCACCGGGAUUCGAUGGCUACGUGGACCUCGGGAGAGAGUUGGCACUGCUGCACGCACUUUUGGCGGACGUCGUCGCUCAGCUUGACAUGCGUGAAAAUUCCUUCCUGCAGGCCACGCGAGCCAAGCUUGGCCCACUGCCGAGGAUUCUGGGUGAUAUUUCACGCGGCCUGGCAGGCCCCGACGCCCGGCCGCGUCGCCUCGCCGACGACAUCAGUGCCAGCCUGUCGUCCGGUCUGCACAGAAUCUUUGACGAGUCCGCUGACGGUGUCUCAUGUCCUGACGUAAAUCCGUCAAUGUCUUCGGUGGUCACCAGAGGGGUGCGCCCCCCAUCGCCCUGCCAGCCUUCCUCAGUUGGCAUGCCGGCGUGUGGGCGAAGCGUCUCCUUGGUGGACCUUCAGGACCCCGCCCGGAGCCCACCAACAGAUUCCCGGGUACCUGCUGGACCCGCUCGAGUGCCGUUCGGAGAGGCCCAGCCUCAGAGCGCCCCACAGGUUCGUCGCCCGCUCGCCCCGCCCGUCGAGCGUCAAAACGGACCGCAGCCGCUUUCCUUCCGCAAUCCCGCCUACCAACUGGGCAAGCCAGCCUCCCCGGCGAGUAGCCCCGCCCCAUCACCGCAGGACUCCGGCACUGGCAGCUCACACGGUAGUCGGCGUGGGCGCCCGGGCGUCAGUCCGGACCAGUCGGCCCCCAUCGUGGUCGCGCCCCACCGGGGUGCCGCAGCGGGCACCGCCCACAUCGUCAAAGUGGAGCAGCAGAGUCGCGUUGCCAGCUCGGAGACCACACCGACUGACGGCCGGCCCUCUCCUGACGGGGCGCCGCCUUCUGCCAGCACACAGCGGGCGUCACCGUGCGCUAUGUCUCCCGUGGAGCGAACGGCUGCCUGGGUGCUUGGCAACGGCCAAUAUCACCAGGACCGCCAGCGGGGGAAACCUACGGAUGCUGAGAGUGGCGGCCCAGAGGAGGGAGGACAUUCGGACAAGUACGAGGUGGAGGUGUGGCACUUGCGGGAUCUCCUUCGCGCCUCCUGCCGCCGCCUGGAGGAGUACGAGCGCCGGCUGCAGGCGCAGGAAAUCUCCAUCGGCAACAUGCGCGCCGACUACACUGCUCGAUUGGACGCCAGCGAGGAGAGGCGGCGACGUGAGCGCCAACACAAGCAGCAGCAGAUCGACGAUAUCCUUUGCAGGCUGCUGGUGGUGGAGGAGGAGCUAAAACGCGACCACGCCGAAAUGCAGGCGGUGAUUGAAACCAAACAGGAUGUCAUCGACGCUCAGGAGCAGCGCAUCGCAUCUUUGGACGCGACAAACGCCCGCCUGAUGGCGGCGCUGACGCAGGUGAAGGAGCGCUAUGGCGCUGCGCCGCACUCACGCAACCCCUCCAAGCUGUCCAUCACCGAGAACGGAGAAUUCAAAAACAGCGGCUGCUGAUAGGUCAGGACCGGAGGAGGGGCCGAGACCCGGGUUUACUGUACGGGUGUUGAUGUUUGCGAAACCCAACUUUUGUAAUUUUUCUAAUGUUUGAUGUGUCUUUUAUUUUUUGAAGCGGUCGCGUUUCGAUCUGCUUGUUUCAAUGUUUAAUUUAUUUCUCCGCUUCCUGUUCAAGCUACUGAAGUGUGAAAGUUGAGGCUGUUGCAUCAUCUCUCAUGAAAAGUGACACUAAAGAAUGUAGAAUUCAAUUUUGAACUCUUGAUAGGGCACUCAUUGGCUGCUAUUGCCGACACAAGACGUCCGAUCCAUUUUGACUGGGAGGGGCGAAUGAACAUUCAUUCAUUCGCCCCUCCCAGUCAAAAUGGAUUAGUUGUCUAGCGCUGUCAAAAACACUAUAAGAUGAACAUUCAUAGCCAGAUUUCCCAUUUUAAAUCAAUCGGAUGUCUAUCAUUGUCAACGACAGCUAGAGUCAAAUACUAUGGAGGGAAAAAAUAUAUAUAUUUCAGCGCGUUUUCGGAGACUGUGACCAGAGUUUAUUUCAUUUUGUUCAUUUUAAUUUGCCUUAUUUUGUUUUUAUUAUCAUGUUAUUCUUUAUUUAUCAUUGUAUUUGUGCAUAAACAUUUAAAUGAAUAAGA